AUGAGCAGUAACGAGCAGGUAUUAGACGAAAGCCUGGAGAAAGUGAGAGCCUUACUGAAUUCCAAAUUACGGGAGCCGAUCGAGUUCCUAACAGGUGCAGAGUCAGAUUUUUGCUACACUACGCUAAUUGUUAGUGAAAAUCUGAAUUUAAUAGGCCGUGGCUAUGAGCAGAUAUUGACAGAUUAUGUUUCCCUUUGCGAUCAAAAGUACCUGCGUGAAGUUGCAAUUUCAGAUUCACGAUUUUGGAAUAUAUUGUAUGAUAAUUGUCCAAAAUUGAGGCCAGAAACAGUAGUGUCAAACCUCAUUAGGCUUUUUAAUAUAACACUCGAUUGCCCAAAUGCUGGUGAGGAUGAAGUAAUAAAGAGUCUCUGUCGUAUUCUCACAACGAAUCCUCAGAUUAUAGGGAUGCUUCUACUAGUUCUGUCGCACAGACCGAUUCAAAAGUCAUUAUUCAUGAACACUAUUCUAUGCAUUAACCUAUUUUUGAAAUGUUCACUUAUCUUAUGCGAGACUUCAGUAUCACACGCUGUAGAAUGUGUGCCAGCAAUUCUGAUUUUAUUAUUCCAAUACAACUUUCCAGCUUCUAUAUCCGAACUGAUUUAUGUAGAAGAGCUACAACCACUGAUUUUAGAAGAGUUUGUACCUUUGAAGCAAAGGUUGAUAAACUUUCUAUCGUCGGUUAACAUUGAGGACUAUUCAUGUUCCCUGAAAGAGAAACUUCUCAGGGCUAUUAAAAACCAUUCCGUAUUUCAGAAAGGACUUGAAAUGGAACUGGGCGAGCUCCCAAGUAUAAACCUGUUGAAUGCCUAUGACACAUAUACAUUCUUAAAUAGCCCCAAUGGAUCAUUCAAGAGGCUUUACACUGAACAACUGCUAUUCGGUGAAAAUGAUUUUCCUCUUUAUGAAGCAAUAUUCAAACUAUCGGAUCAGUUUCGAAGACUUUUCAACUUAACCGGGAAACAGCAAGAUUUCGAUUCCGAGUCUGAUUACAAUUUGAAACUCCAAAUUGCCACCGCUGUUCUAAAUCGACAAACUUGCUUCUAUAAAACACUUGAGUUGUUUUUGAGGUUCUGGAUAGAAUCUUUAGCAAGAUCGGAAAACGAUAUGGUUUCACUACUAAGCUUAGCCAUUAUCACCCUAAAAUAUAUUUGUUUAUCAUCAGGCGACUUAAAAUCAGCAAGGGAGUCCAAAUCACUCCUUAAAACCCAGGUCGGGGCACUUGACUCUAUGAACUAUAAAUUUGCAAGAAAACUGCAAUUAGACUAUAUAAAAGAAGACCAUUAUCGGACCUGGUCGUCAAGUAUCGCUAGCUUCGAUACAAUGCUAUCAGGCCAGGUACACGAUUACGUUCGUCAUCAAAGGCUCCUUCAAUUGCAAAAGGGAACAUGGGUUUAUUCAGAAGACCCAUUAAACACGGAAGCCGGAACCCCGAAAGUUUAUUUCAUCAUAGUGUCGGAUAAUCAUGCGAGUCUUUUAGCCAGAGAAUUUCAAACUCAAACGGAUGAUUUGCCUUAUUUAUUUGAUAAUAAAAUCCUAACAAGUCCAAGUUGUGAAGCAUUGGCUAAAAACGGCAGAACAAAAGUUGUAGUUUUGAAGCAUAUAACCUGCUUCAAGAGCAGAGAACUUACAACACCGAGCCGUCGAACUGGUAGUAAUGUUUACAUCAAAUUGCAGGAACAAAAUGUAUACACCGAAGUUGAGCUAAAAGACCGUAACGACAGAACGGUUUUGAAGUUUUACUUAGACACUGAAGAGGGAAAAUAUAUAUGGCUAGACGGAUUGAAACUUAUAUCACCAUCCCAUCAUGAGGAUAUAUCUAGAGAUACAAAGGAGCAAAUAGACACACUGUUUGACUUGAGGAAAAAUGUUCAAAUGAUAAAUUUGAACGUUCACGAGGAGGAUUCGAUAGCGCCUCCACCCAAAUCGAAUGAUGAGAAUGAAGAUGAGGAAUUUUAUGACUUGGAAACGCUAAAGAGAAUAACGGAAGAUUUUUAUUUCGAUUAG
Messenger RNA from Saccharomyces eubayanus, 2004 nucleotides. It is a transcript of the gene LMO1, whose product is annotated as Lmo1p. The record is from RefSeq and is a predicted model, not a curated record. NCBI's taxonomy places the organism in Eukaryota, Fungi, Ascomycota, Saccharomycetes, Saccharomycetales, Saccharomycetaceae. The transcript has a single exon. The coding region runs from base 1 to 2004 and encodes 667 amino acids.